Messenger RNA from Rosa chinensis, 2030 nucleotides. RefSeq names its product probable UDP-N-acetylglucosamine--peptide N-acetylglucosaminyltransferase SEC. Gene Ontology annotation, molecular function: protein binding. The transcript has 10 exons. Bases 29 to 1852 code for a protein of 607 amino acids. The record is from RefSeq and is a predicted model, not a curated record. NCBI's taxonomy places the organism in Eukaryota, Viridiplantae, Streptophyta, Magnoliopsida, Rosales, Rosaceae.
CUCCCACUUUGACUUGGCCACAGAAAAAAUGUCGGGACAGGAACCCCAACUAGCUAACCACCACGCCAAGGCCGCCGCCAAUCUCAACGUCGACCCACCGGAGACCGACGCCGCCGUCCCUUCCACGUGUCAUCCCCCGAGGGACUCCGACGCCGCCGAUGGCGAAGCUAAAAGAUUGACCAAAUUGGGAAAAAGCCGGUCCAGAAAUUUCAAGGUGGAGUCCCCCAUGGAUUAUGGACCUGACCCAGACGGCUACUUGCCUUUGCCUGGUCAACCCGUCUCUUCUUCUUCUUCCUCCCGUGAAGAAAAAGUCAGCAGCCUCAAAACUGGUUUGGUUCAUGUUGCGAGGAAGAUGCCGAAAAAUGCGCAUGCCCAUUUCAUUCUGGGACUAAUGUAUCAGAGGCUGGGUCAGCCUUCAAAGGCUGUUUUGGCAUAUGAGAAGGCCGAAGAGAUUUUGCGCCGGCCCGAGGUUGACAUUGAUAGGACAGAGUUGCUUUCACUGGUUCAAAUUCAUCAUGCGCAGUGUAUUAUGCUAGAGAGUUCGGUGGAUGGUAGUUCGGAUGAAGAACUUGAACCUCAGGGGCUUGAGGAGAUUCUCUCGAAACUAAAAGAAUCGAUGCAGUCAGAUGUAAGACAGGCAGCGGUAUGGAAUACUCUCGGUUUGAUACUGCUUAAAACUGGCCGUCUCCAGAGUGCCAUUUUGGUAUUGUCAUCUUUGUUAGCAUUUGCCCCUACCAACUAUGAUUGCCUUGCAAACCUUGGGAUUGCUUACCUUCAAAGUGGAAAUUUGGAACUGUCAGAAAAAUGUUUCCAGGAAUUGAUCCUCAAAGAUCAAAAUCAUCCCACCGCCAUGAUCAAUUAUGCUGCGCUUCUUUUAUGUAGAUAUGGUUCAGUUGUUGCAGGUGCUGGGGCAAAUGCUGGUGGAGGUGCUUCUGCAGAUCACAUUUCUGCUAUCAAUGUUGCAAAGGAGUGUCUGUUAGCAUCCUUGAAUGAAGAUCCUAAAGCAGGACAUAUCUGGGCUAAUCUUGCAAAUGCCUAUUAUAUGACCGGUGAUCAUAGAAGUUCCAGCAAGUGCUUGGAGAAGGCGGCCAAAUUAGAGCUCAAUUGUAUGUCUACACGAUAUGCUGUUGCAAUACACCGAACCAAGGAUGCAGAACGGCAUCAAGAUCCCCACGAACUUUACUGGGCAGGAAAUGAAAUGGCUUCAGUUAUAAGAGAUGGAGACUCUGUUUCUGUUGAACUUCCCAUAGCAUGGGCAGGGCUUGCCAUGGUUCACAAAGCCCAACAUGAGAUUUCUGCAGCAUUGGCCACUGAACAGAAUGCCCUGACAGAGGUGGAAGAACACGCUGAUUACAGUUUAAAACAGGCAAUAGCUGAGGAUCCAGAUGAUGCUGUGCAAUGGCACCAGCUUGGUCUUCAUAGCCUUUGUGCGCGACAAUUCAAAAAGUCUCAAAAGUACCUCAAAGCUGCAGUUGCCCGUUUUAAAGAAUGCAGUUAUGCAUGGUCAAAUCUAGGUAUCUCACUGCAACUAUCAGAGGAGCCUUCACAAGCGGAGGAAGUAUACACGAGGGCCUUGUCAUUGGCGACAACUGAUCUUGCCCAUGCUAUAUUCUCCAACCUCGGCAAUCUGUACCGCCAGCAGAAGCAUUAUGAACGUGCCAAGGCAAUGUUCACGAAAUCUCUUGAACUCCAGCCUGGCUAUGCUCCAGCAUUUAAUAAUUUGGGUCUUGUAUUUGUUGCUGAGGGUCAAUGGGAAGAAGCUAAGUUCUGUUUCGACAAGGCGCUCCAGGCAGACCCAAUGAUGGAUGCUGCCAAAUCCAACUUGAUUAAAGCUGUGUCUACAUCAAGAUAAUAGACAGGCUUAAGCUCGUCUAUUUGUACCCAAGAUUAGAGUAGGUAGAUUUCCUCAGUGAUGAUUAGGGUGGUAAAAUUGUACUUAUUCAGAAGAAAAGGAGAAGGUGCCUGCCUUAAUCUAUAUGCUGCUUUUUUUUUUGUACAGAGAUACUUAUGAAGAGCUAGAAUUUGCAUCA